UUCCAAAUCAGAUUCCUUUUCCAAAUCCUGCUUUAACACCUUCCCAUUAUAAAAGCCCCCUAACAGCUUAGAAGAGAGAUACAGAGUCAGAAUUUUCUCGCCCUAAAGCUUGAAGCAGGUACAAUCUUAGCUCGGAGUCUGGCCUCAAGAAGUUCGACAAUUAUGGCUGGAAAGUCGUCAAUUCUGUUGGAUGUGAAGCCAUGGGAUGAUGAGACUGACAUGGAAAGGCUCGAGGAAGCUGUUAGAAGUAUUGAGAUGGAAGGAUUGACUUGGGGAGCAUCCAAUCUCGUACCUGUUGGAUAUGGUGUAAAGAAAUUGCAGAUUAUGAUGACCAUUGUGGAUGACUUGGUGUCCGUUGACAGUCUCAUCGAGGAAAGACUCACAGUUGAGCCGAUUGAUGAGUUUGUCCAGAGCUGCGAUAUUGUGGCCUUCAAUAAAAUAUAAAUUGAAAGCAUGUUGGAGUUUUGCUCGGAAUCGGUGCAGGAGAGGUUCGUGCUAGUGAAGAAUGAAGAUUCUGUUUACGCAGACUGAUUUUUAGUCAUAAAUGUCCACUUUAUUCCUAUGUUUUCUUUCUCCAAGACUUUGAUAUUAAGAAGUAUCAGUUACACCAUUUUGGAUUCUUAUCUAAAUUAAUGCUUUUCUUCCUUUACUAGGGUUA
This is a messenger RNA of Cornus florida, 658 nucleotides long. RefSeq names its product elongation factor 1-beta-like. Bases 163 to 444 code for a protein of 93 amino acids. Gene Ontology annotation, biological process: translational elongation. The record is from RefSeq and is a predicted model, not a curated record. Gene Ontology annotation, molecular function: translation elongation factor activity; guanyl-nucleotide exchange factor activity. Gene Ontology annotation, cellular component: cytosol; eukaryotic translation elongation factor 1 complex. The transcript is spliced from 5 exons. Lineage: Eukaryota; Viridiplantae; Streptophyta; Magnoliopsida; Cornales; Cornaceae.